AACAUAUUGUGAGUUGCGACAGUUAGUAAAAUGACACUCUUCUAAGUAUUUUUAGUAUCAAAACAGAUUACUGAACAUAAUCUACCAAAAAAAAAAAAAAAUGUACAGCCCGCCAGAUGAGUCGUCUUCCAAUAUGAUUGGAUUGGAAGACAUCAAGAAAAACUUGUUCAAGACAGCAAUGCGCGGCGACUGGACACAAGUAAUCAACAUAUACAAACAACAUCCCGAAAUUCACAGUGCCAAGAUCACCAAAACCGGCGACACGGCGUUGCAUAUCGCGGCGAUGGACGGGCAAGCCGGAGUGGUUCAAGAGCUUGUAAAAGUGAUUGGGAAUGAAGGGAUCAGCGGCGGCCAUGCCUUGGAAGCCCUUGCGACGGAAAACGAGCGAGGGAACACGCCGCUUCAUCUCGCGGCCGCGCUGGGAAGCGUUCCAAUGUGCCAAUGCAUCGCGAAUGUGGACCUGAAACUCAUUGGUUGCCGGAACCAUGACAGCGAGACGCCGUUUUUCCUGGCGGUUCUUCAUGGAAGGAAAGAUGCUUUCCUCUGCUUACAUUCCAUUUGUGGAAGUAAACAGGGGUAUUCUUUCUGCCGGAGAAAUGAUGGCGAAACCAUUCUCCACUGCGCCAUCGCUGGAGAGUAUUUCGAUUUGGCCUACCAGAUAAUUCAUCUCUAUGAGAAACUGGUAAACUACGUUAACGAACAAGGUUUCUCUCCACUACACAUUCUAGCUAGCAAACCUUCAGCUUUCAGAAGUGGAAGCCAUUCCAGACGAUUUAACAAAAUCAUAUAUCUAUGCAUAUUUGUGGAUGAAUUGGUGCCUCAUAGAUUCUCUGAUGAACACCCUCUGUAUCAAGAACUCGAAUACCUCGAAAGCGCCAAAUAUCCUGAAAACUAUCAAGCCUGCGUUAACUUUGCCUGGCUUGUCAACAAAAUAUUCUGCUUACUCGCAUUGGGCGCUGGAAAGAAAGAUACCGGGCAGCAAUCAGAUAUGGAGGAUCCCAACAGGAAGAAACUUCAUUUAUUUCCUGCUAAUUACAAUACUUUCUUUGAAGCAGUGAAGUUUAUGUCCAAGGCAAUGCUUAUCGUCCUAGGUUUAGGUUCAAGAGAAAUAGUGAAGAUUGAGGAGAGGAAAAAGAAGCAUGUAUGGUCUAAUCAGGUGUUGGAUGAACUUCUUCAACGUACUUCCACAUAUGAAUAUGAUGAUAAUGGAAGCCAUCCUCAGCACUUGCUCUCAAUCAAAGAUGACGGAUCAACAAGACCGUAUAGUUUUGCGGAUGGCGGGGAUGUUUUCUUUUCAAAUUAUGGGAUUUUGUCGCCACCAGAGGUAGACUCUUCCGAUGAUCAAGCUAAUCCAGACCAGGAUCAUAAAGGAAACAAUGCUGCAAAUGGUGAAAAUACAAGCAGCAGGGGAAUGGGGAAGAAGGAGACGCCCAUCUUGAUAGCUGCAAAAAAUGGUGUUGCUGAGAUGGUGGAAAAAAUUCUUCAACUUUUUCCGGUAGCUAUCCAUGACCUGAAUUCCGACAAGAAAAACAUAGUCCUCCUGGCCGUGGAGAAUCGGCAACCGCACGUUUACAAGCUUUUACUCAACAUGAAAAUCAUGAAAGAUUCCAUAUUCCGCAAAAUCGAUAAGGACGGAAACAGCGCGCUACAUCUUGCUGCGAAGCUCGGGGAACACAGACCUUGGCUCAUCCCCGGCGCAGCUUUGCAAAUGCAAUGGGAGAUCAAGUGGUACGAGUAUGUCAAGAAAUCCAUGCCACUCCACUUCUUUGUACGGUACAACAAGGAGGGUAAAACUCCCAGAGAAAUCUUCACGGAAACACACAAGGAUCUCGUCAAGAGCGGCGGCGACUGGCUGACCAACACCUCGGAGUCGUGCUCUGUGGUGGCGGCCCUCAUAGCCACCGUGGCUUUCGCCACGGCAACCACCGUACCCGGAGGAGUCAAGCAAGACAUCGGGACCCCAACGUUAGAAAACGAACCGGCAUUCGACGUGUUCGCGAUAUCGUCGCUCAUCGCGCUCUGCUUCUCCGUCACGUCGGUGGUCAUGUUUCUUGCCAUCCUCACGUCCCGCUACCAAGAACGAGACUUCGGCAAGAACUUGCCCAAGAAGUUACUUCUGGGGUUGACUUCGCUGUUCAUAGCGAUUACUUCCAUGUUAAUCUCGUUUUGCUCCGGCCACUUCUUUGUCCUGAAAGAUAAGCUUAAGUACGCGGCUUUCCCGGUGUAUGCCAUCACUUGCUUGCCGGUGACCAUCUUUGCGGUGGCUCAGUUCCCGCUCUACUUUGACCUUAUUUGGGCUACUUUUCGGAACAUUCCUCAGCGUAGCUACAAAGUCAUUCCUCCAUGAGUGUAUACUGCUAAUUUUCAAUCCUGUCCGUAUGCCUAUGAAUUUCCGGUCAAAAUUUAUAAGUUUUGCCGAUUCUACUGUGUCACAAAAAUGUUUCUUUUUUUUUGGUUUUCUAAGUUUUGAGGAUGGAAUUCACUCUUAUUGAUUGUUACAAUGAUUCUUGCCC
This is a messenger RNA of Oldenlandia corymbosa var. corymbosa, 2513 nucleotides long. The record is from the annotation of a GenBank genome assembly. NCBI's taxonomy places the organism in Eukaryota, Viridiplantae, Streptophyta, Magnoliopsida, Gentianales, Rubiaceae.